AUGCUGAAGAGCAAAUCGAGGAGCCCGGAGAACGACGUCGAGUCCCUGAAGCACUGGCAGUACCCCGAAAAAUGUGGGCACCAUAUUGUCAGAGCGCCCCAACCUAUCCAGACGUCUAGUAAUUUCCAUGGCCCAGCUCGUCUUCCUCUCCUCCUCCUCUCUCCCCAGCUCCCAGCCCCCCUGCCCCUGGUCCCCGAGGUGGAGAGGCCGCUGUGCCAGCAGGUCUGGUUCCACGGGGCUCUGUCCCGGCAGGAUGCCGAAUGGCUGCUGCAGAAAGAGGGCGACUUCCUGGUGAGGGAGGGAGGAGGCAGGAGCCGAGAGGAGGUGGUGCUGUCAGUCAGGAGCAUGGGGCAGGGCCGACACUUCAUCAUCCAGAGCAUCGGAAACGCAUACUGUUUCGAGCCCCAGGGCAGUUGGUUCUACACCGUGCCCCUGUUGAUCGAGCACCACGUCAGGAAGAAGAAGUACCUGACAAAGAAAUCCAGGGUCACGAUCCGAGCGCCGGUACUCAAGGUGAAAUGGGAGCUGGAACAUGAAGACAUCGUGAUGGGAGAACUCAUUGGCAGUGGUAACUUCAGCGAGGUGUUCAGCGGGCGGCUGGCCUCUGAUAACACUCCUGUCGCUGUGAAGCUGUGCAGGGACGGCAUGCCCAGCGAGAUCAAGAGCAGAUUCAUCGAGGAGGCGCGGAUUCUCCAGCAGUAUGAUCACCCCAACAUUGUGCAUCUCAUUGGGGUGUGCGCCCUGAACCCCGUCUGUAUCGUCAUGGAGCUCGUCACAGGGGGUGAUUUCCUCUCGUUCCUGCGUUCUCAGGGAGGCAGUCUCUACAUCAGGGAUGUGCUUAAGUUUGCAGAGCAGGCAGCAGCGGGCAUGGCUUACCUGGAGAGCAAGAACUGCAUCCACCGGGAUCUGGCUGCGCGGAACUGCCUGGUGUCAGAGAGCAGCAGCGUUCUGAAGAUCAGCGAUUUCGGGAUGUCCCGCGAGGUGGAGGAUGGGGUAUACUGUGCUACCAAGGGAGGCAUGAAGCACGUCCCAAUCAAGUGGACCGCUCCAGAGGCACUCAAAUUCGGCCGCUACACCACGGAGAGUGACGUGUGGAGCUACGGAAUCCUCCUCUGGGAAACGUUCAGCCUGGGGGCCACGCCCUACACCGGCAUGACCAAUCAGCAAGCCCGGGAAAAGGUUGAAAGAGGUUUCCGGAUGAGGGCGCCCAGGUUCUGUCCCUCAGAGGUGUACGAUGUGAUGCUGCGGUGCUGGGAUGAGCGCCCUGCAUACCGACCAAGCUUCUUCGAUAUCCACUGCGAGAUUGCCGUGCUGCUUCGGAAGAUGAAGUCCUGUGAGCGGGGGAGUGACUGACUGGGCUGAAACUACAUCUCCGUGUGGGCAGGGCACGCUCAAAUAAACCACAGCUGAUUUAUUUACUUAAAUAUAUUUACAAAGAGAUGUGUGGUUGGUGGUGGUGUUUUUUUUCUUCACAGCGUGCAUAGGCAACAGCCUCAGGUGUGUCUUAUUAAACGUGUAGUAAAACCAGGAAUGGAUCAAACUGCUGUGCAGCGGGAGUCUCAUUUCCAUUCCUGUUAUACUAUGCAUUUACCAUGCUUUUUUGACUUGCUUAACAGUGCUUACCAUGAAUUCACUGUGCUGUAUUACACUUUGCUGUGCUUUUAUUAUAAUUUACUAUUAUAAGGGUUAUUUUACCAUGGUUUGUUUAUAAAUAUGCUUUACCAGACCUCUCUGUGCUUUACAAUGCUUCCCUAUGCUUUACCAGACCUCUCUGUGCUUUACAAUGCAUCCCUAUGCUUUACCAGACCUCUCUGUGCUUUACAAUGCUUCCCUGUGCUUUACCAGACCUCUCUGUGCUUUACAAUGCUUCCCUAUGCUUUACCACACCUCUCUGUGCUUUACAAUGCAUCCCUAUGCUUUACCAGACCUCUCUGUGCUUUACAAUGCUUCCCUAUGCUUUACCAGACCUCUCUGUGCUUUACAAUGCUUCCCUGUGCUUUACCAGACCUCUCUGUGCUUUACAAUGCUUCCCUAUGCUUUACCAGACCUCUCUGUGCUUUACAAUGCUUCCCUAUGCUUUAGCAGACCUCUCUGUGCUUUACAAUGCUUCCCUAUGCUUUACCAUACAUCACUGUGUUGUAUUACACUUGCUAUGCUAUUACAAUUAUACACUCUUUAUAGGGGCACUGUUACAAACCGCUACAGGAAUGUGUAACCAAAAAAAAAAAAGAAACUCACCUGCGUUAAAAAUAAAUAAAUAAAUAAAUAAAUAAAUAAAUAAAUAAAUGAAUAAAUCUAAUCCCUCAGAUGUCACUCGAUUCGAAUCUACCAAUCACAGAGCAGCCCAUUCGAUUCAG
Messenger RNA from Acipenser ruthenus (sterlet), 2357 nucleotides. Its product is annotated as tyrosine-protein kinase Fer-like. Lineage: Eukaryota; Metazoa; Chordata; Actinopteri; Acipenseriformes; Acipenseridae. The record is from RefSeq and is a predicted model, not a curated record. Gene Ontology annotation, biological process: protein phosphorylation; regulation of mast cell degranulation; cell adhesion. Bases 1 to 1353 code for a protein of 450 amino acids. The transcript is spliced from 10 exons. Gene Ontology annotation, molecular function: ATP binding; protein tyrosine kinase activity.